Molecule: messenger RNA, 774 nt
Organism: Iphiclides podalirius (scarce swallowtail)
Lineage: Eukaryota; Metazoa; Arthropoda; Insecta; Lepidoptera; Papilionidae
Source: the annotation of a GenBank genome assembly
AUGCGCGGAACUCGCCGGAACCACGUCCGGCGGUUUGUUUGCGCGAAACCGCUUCUUCGCCGCCGAGCGAAGUGUCGACGUUUAUUAGCGCCUCGACUCGGCAGGAGCUCGGACCGGAUCGCCACGAUGGCGGCUAAGGUGGGGCUGGUCUUCAAUCUCCUCGUGAUGCUCCCGAUUGCGAAGGGCGACAUUCCAGGAACAUUCUUUUGGAAACCAAGAUUGGGACUCGACUUGUCUAUUCCGACCACAACGUCGUCGUACGCGCAGGCGGUCAAGGGCGACCUGAAGCCGACCGUCGACGAGAUACGGCGGGGCACCGCGGUGCUCAUAGAGGGCUACCAGCUGGGCGUCACCGUGGUGGCGCUCGCCCUCGGCAAGGACGUGUGGGACGUGCAUCCCCACCUGAACCCGUUCCGCGCGUGGUUCUACACCACCGCGUACCGGUGGGGCCUGCGGCAUUUGGCGCUGAUCCCCGAGUGGCUCCACGGCACCAAGUACAGCUACAUAGACACGCACCGCGCGUGGCGGAAGCGGUUCCACUUCAACGAGAAGUUCACGCCCAAGUGGAUGCGCUGGUUCCUGCCCCACGUGUGGGAGUGGGACAGGGAGGAGAAGCAGUUUCGCAGGUACAUGCGCUACGCGGACCCCGCCUUCGCGAAGCACGUGCACUACCCGGGCGAGGUGUUCGACGACUGGAAGUCUGAGGAGUCCACGGAGACGGUGGAGAACCUGGACAUAUCCAACGGCUCCAUCGAGAAGGACCAGCCCGACUAC